AUGCCCGAUCAGGACAGCCCGUACAGACCGCGGUCCCCCGACUUCUCGACCUUCGCCGCCGACCUGCCCCCCGAGCCAUACACUCCCCAGCACCACCCGCACGCGCCUCCCUAUGCCGCCUAUCCGCCGCAGCUGACCCCCCAGGCCUCCUACGACGCCUCGCCUUUCUUCAACCCGCACGUCCCGCGGCCCUCCGCCGCCGCCUACCCUCCCCAGCCGCCCUUUCCCCCCGCCAGCUUCGCUGACAUGCCACCCCAGACCCGCUCGCGAUCCCUCCUCCAGCACCAGCAACAGCCCCAACAGACACCACCUCCGCCUGCCCAAUACGACCCGCAGUCAGACCUCUCCGCCCCGCAGCAGCGGCAGCCCUCUCUUCCGGCCUCUCGACUCGCCCAGCCGCCGCCAGGCCGGAUUCCGCCGCGCGUGGGCUUGCCCACGACCCAGAAAAUGGACCAGGAGCCCGGUGCCGGCCCGUCGUUGGGCAUUGAAAUCAAAACCAAGUUUCCUGUCGCGAGGAUCAAGCGCAUCAUGCAGGCAGAUGAGGACGUGGGCAAGGUGGCCCAAGUCACACCCAUCGCUGUUGCCAAGGCCCUGGAGCUCUUCAUGAUCACUCUCGUGACAAAAGCCGCCCAGCAGGCCAAGGAUCGCUCCUCCAAACGAGUUACCGCAACCCAUCUGAAGGAGGCUAUAGCCCAGGAUGAGGUCCUCGAUUUCCUCGCGGACAUUAUUUCCAAAGUUCCCGACCAGCCCGCCUCCAAAAAAGACGACGACGGGAGCGACCCCGACGAGGGCCGGAAGAAGAAAGGAGGGGGCCGACGCAAAAAAGACGAUUCUGACGAAUGA
Ophidiomyces ophidiicola is the source of this 843-nucleotide messenger RNA. RefSeq lists its product as uncharacterized. The record is from RefSeq and is a predicted model, not a curated record. The coding region runs from base 1 to 843 and encodes 280 amino acids. The transcript is spliced from 2 exons. Gene Ontology annotation, cellular component: nucleus; negative cofactor 2 complex. Gene Ontology annotation, biological process: transcription by RNA polymerase II; negative regulation of transcription by RNA polymerase II; positive regulation of transcription by RNA polymerase II. Gene Ontology annotation, molecular function: transcription corepressor activity; RNA polymerase II general transcription initiation factor activity; protein heterodimerization activity. NCBI's taxonomy places the organism in Eukaryota, Fungi, Ascomycota, Eurotiomycetes, Onygenales, Onygenaceae.